AUGUUGGUCAUUUCUGAAGCCAGUAUUUCCCAUUUCCGCCAUCCAUCUUUACGCAGGCGCAAAUUCGACAUCACAAUCGCCCCUGUGUUAAUCCCUUUCAACUCACCCGUGAUUGUCCAAUCACAGAAGGUAUUUUUUCACUUCACGAUCUUUUUCCUUUCUUUUGUACUUUUCUCUUCUUUCCUUUUUGAUCUUCUUUUUCCUGUCUGCAAAUGUUUUCUUUUAUUUCCCUCUGUUUCUUUGCGUCUUUCUCCUUUCCACGAUCUCUCUAUGCGUUUCUUUUUUUUUUUUAGCCUCGUUGUCAUUUAUUUAUUCUUUUCCUUUUUCUUCACUAUUUCAAAAAACAAAAACACAAAAACAUUCUCCUGCUUGUUUCUUUGCUUCACUCUCCCAUUAUCAAGUUUUUUCUCUUCGAUUUAUUUUUGCAUUUUUCUUUCAUCUAUUUAUGAGCUCACGGAUAGAUCCCGUUGA
Molecule: messenger RNA, 471 nt
Organism: Acanthosepion pharaonis
Lineage: Eukaryota; Metazoa; Mollusca; Cephalopoda; Sepiida; Sepiidae
Source: the annotation of a GenBank genome assembly